AUGGCCGUCGCGACGCCAACAGAGGCCCCUCCAAACGCAAAUUCGCCAGUUGGCGACAAGCUAAAGAAUUUCUUCGUGUACUUCUCUAUCUAUCUGCGGACGAACCCGACAAACUUCGACAUUGUGUUGCUCAUCGCCGGUAUUAUUUGCGCCAUUGCAUCUGGAAUUCCCUUCCCAUUGCUCGGAAUCAUCUUCGGUCAGCUUAUCGACAACUUCAAUUCGGAAAGCUGCUCCUCAUCUGAAUCUCUCGAUGCGGCCACUCAAGCUUCUUACCAGUCAGAGGUCAACGGAAAGAUCCUCUAUGUCUUGUAUCUAGCUAUCGCGCAGUUCGGAUUUAUGUAUAUCCAUCUCGUGUGUUGGUCAAUGGGUGGUGCCCGACUGGCUCAGCGCCUGCGCGAACAAUACUUCAAAAACCUUCUGCGUCAGGAGCCCUCAUUCUUCGACAACCUUCCUUCUGGUGAAGUUUCUUCUCGCUUGAACGGAGAUAUACAGACUAUUCGAUCUGGUACCUCGGAGAAGGUUGGAAUUUGCAUCUCCAGUGUUUCGUUCUUCGUGACUGCUUAUGUCGUGGCGUUCAUCAAAGAUGCCAAGUUAGCGGGAAUCCUGGUUUCGCUUCUCCCCGCCUACUUUAUCAUGUCCAUUGGAGGUGGCUGGUUCAUUGAGAAGUACUCCGGCCGGGUGUCCGACUGCUUCGCGGCUUCUUCCUCCAUUGCAUCCGAGGGUCUGUCCAACGUUGCGGUUGUGCACGCGUUCAACGCCAAUGACAGACUGGAAGCCAAGUUCACUGCUCAUUUGCGCACUGCGAGAAAUGAAGGCAUGAAAAAGGCCCUUGCAACUGGCGUUCAAGCUGGACUGAUGUAUUUCAUUGCCUAUGCCGCCAACGCCCUGGCUUUCUGGCAGGGAAGUCACACCAUUGCCGAUUCAGUUGCCGAUUCCAAUGCCAAUGGUGGUGACGGCGCGUCUGUUGGAUCGAUCUUCACUGUCAUCUUCCUGCUUGUUGAUGCCACCCUGAUUCUCAGUCAGGUCGCCCCUUUCCUGCAGAUCUUCGGUGCUGCGUCUGCCGCUUUCACCAAGCUUGCGCGGGAUAUGGACCACCAACCGCUGAUUGAUGGCACAUCCAUCAAGGGACUUGAGCUUCCUUGUAACACUGCUGGUCAUUUUGAGCUGCGCAACGUGUCGUUCACCUACCCAUCUCGCCCGGAACGUCCCGUUCUUCGCAAUGUUUCUCUCGAAUGCCCUGCCGGUAAGCAAACCGCCAUCAUCGGCCUUUCUGGCAGUGGUAAAUCUACCAUCGCUAGCCUCAUGCUCCGUUUGUAUGACCCCUUGGAGGGAUCGCUAUAUCUGGACGGCCAGGAGGUCCGCGACCUAAACACCCGCCAGCUGCGUAGUUGCAUUGGUAUGGUUCAACAGGAGGCAACCCUACUUGACCGCUCAAUCUUGGAGAAUAUCGCACACGGUCUGGUCAACUCUGCCGCUCCGAAGCACGCCCAUCUUCACGAUGCCCUGAUCGGUCCCCAGCUUGCCGAAGUAGCUGCCGCUAUCCGCGACGGAAAGGAUGCAACUGAGGCCGCUCAAUCCCACGGGCCUGAGGUUGUGGAGAUUAUCGAAAUGGUUCAACACGCUGCAACCCUCGCGGAUGCCGCCCGCUUCAUCGGAAACUUGUCUGAGGGGCUGGGCACAGUCGUCGGAUCCAACGGAACUCUUCUGAGUGGUGGCCAGAAGCAGCGCAUUGCAGUCGCUCGUGCAUUGGUCAAGGACCCCAAGGUCUUGAUUUUGGAUGAAGCCACUGCCUCCCUUGAUUCCAAGAGUGAGAAGGAGAUUCUUGCGGCCGUGGAGCGCUGCUCCGAAGGUCGCACCAUGAUUUCGAUUGCACACCGGCUCUCGACGAUCCAGAAAGCCGACAAGAUUAUUGUGAUGCGCGAUGGCGAGGUGGUGGAGACAGGAAACCACGCCGAGCUGAUGACGAAGCAAGGGGCUUAUGCGGGCCUAGUCGGCCUUCAGAACCUCAGCACGCAACAACCCUCCGACAAGCAAGUCGACGCUCACUCCGGUGUCAUCACCGAGACUGAUCAGUCCGGUGUCAUCACCGAGACUGAUCAGUCCGGUGAUGACGGCGAAUCUCCUGAAUUGGCCAAGAAAGCCAGCAAGGAGCCUGUGUCUGUUGAUGCGACGGAGAAGGAUGAAGUGACCCCGCCUUCUUCCUCCGGCCAGGAAUCAAAGAAGCCUGCCAAGAAGUCUGUUUGGUAUCUGCUCAAGGGCAUGUUCCCCAUUAUGCGCCCUUACCUUCUGAUUGCCCUGGUGGCUCUCCUCGGUGCCAGUAUCGUUGGUGCGGCGUUUUCGAUUGAAGCUGUCAUUUUCGGUAACACCGUGGGCAGUCUGACGCCUUGCGAAACCCCCGAAUACAUCCGGUCGCGUGGUAGCUUCUUCGGCCUGAUGUUCUUCAUCCUGGCUAUUGUUGAGUUCUUCGCCAACAUUACCAGCUGGGUUGGAUUCGGCUGGGUGUCUGAAAAGUCCAUAUACAACAUUCGCGUUCUUCUUUUCCGCUCGCUGUUCGAGCAGGAUUUGCAAUGGCACCAGUCUGAGGGCCGCACGCCCACGGGAUUGCUGGGAUACAUCACCAAUGACGGUAGUCUGAUCGCCGGUCUCAGUGGAUCAGUGAUUGGUACUAUCUUCUCAAUCUGUAUCAACUUGGUGAUUGCUAUUGUGAUGACUCUGUGUAUCGCGUGGAAGAUGGCGCUUGUCUGUAUCGCCAUUGUGCCUCUGCUCUUAGGUGUUGGUCUAAUGGAACUGAACGUUCUCGCUAAAUUCGAAGACAAGCACGAAAAUGCAUUCAACAUGUCCGUUAGUAUCAGUGUCGAAGCCAUCAACUCCAUCAAGACCAUCGCUUCGCUUUCGCUGGAGGACGAGACCUUGGAGGUCUAUCGCCGUACCCUCUCUGGACCGCGCCGUGAAACCACCCAGAUCAGUCUGUGGGCUAAUCUGUGGCUGGGCCUGGCAUUCUUCAUUGGUAAUCUGUCCUACGCCCUUGCCUUUUGGUGGGGCUCCAAGCAGAUCUUCAACGGCACCUACAGCGAGACUCAGUUCAUCAUUGUCAUGUUUGCCUUGCUGGUUAGUGCCCAGCUCUGGAGCCAAAUGUUUGCACUUGCUCCUGAAGUAUCGAACGCUCGGGCUGCCGUGGCUAGAGUUCUGGAGAUUCUUGAGCUCGGCUCAUCUGGACUGGCUUCGAAGGUGAAGGCCCUACCUGAGCCCACUGAGUCACCCUCUGAGAAGGACGUGGAGUCUACUGGAGAGACCAAGGCAUUCUCCCCAAAUGCGCAAGGAGGUGUUGACGUAGAGCUCCGCGAUGUCAAGUUCUCCUAUCCUGCUCGUACCCAUGCCCCUGUUCUGCGGGGACUGAAUGUCCACGUCAAGCCAGGCCAAUUCUGUGCCCUGGUUGGCCCCUCCGGUGCUGGAAAGUCUACUAUCAUCGCUCUUGUCGAGCGCAUGUAUCUGCCUAGCUCCGGUGCAAUUCUUGUUGAUGGAACAGACAUUACCCAGCGGUUGGAUAUCACUUUCCGUGAUGAUAUCGCUCUCGUCCCGCAAGAAGGCACACUCUUUGAGGGUAGCGUGCGUUUCAAUGUCUCACUGGGUUCUAGGCCUGGUACAGUUGUGUCCGACGAAGAGAUCAUCCAGGCCUGUAAGCUAGCCAAUAUUCACGAGACAAUCAUGAACCUGCCACAGGGCUACGACACAGAGUGUGGUGCCAACGGCAGUAAGCUGUCUGGUGGUCAGAAGCAGCGUUUGGCAAUUGCCCGUGCGCUAGUGCGCAAGCCACGACUGCUCAUCCUGGACGAGCCGACGAGUGCACUGGAUGCCGAGUCUGAGAAGCUUCUACAGGAGGGUUUAGAGGUUGCGUCAAAGGGAAUCAGUGUGCUGGCCAUCGCACACCGUCUGAACACCAUUCGCAAGGCCGACACGAUUUACAUGAUCGAGGCUGGUGUCUGUGUCGAUGCUGGUACUCACGACGAGCUCUUCACGCGGUCAGAGAACUAUCGGAGCAACGUUCUCAGCCAGACAUUCGAGGGCUAA
Penicillium argentinense is the source of this 4068-nucleotide messenger RNA. RefSeq names its product ABC transporter ATP-binding protein. Gene Ontology annotation, cellular component: membrane. NCBI's taxonomy places the organism in Eukaryota, Fungi, Ascomycota, Eurotiomycetes, Eurotiales, Aspergillaceae. Gene Ontology annotation, molecular function: ATP hydrolysis activity; ATP binding; ABC-type transporter activity. The transcript has 2 exons. Gene Ontology annotation, biological process: transmembrane transport. Bases 1 to 4068 code for a protein of 1355 amino acids. The record is from RefSeq and is a predicted model, not a curated record.